UAAUAAGAAAAGAAAAUCUAACAAUAAUAAUUAAUGAUAUCAAAUUCUAUUGACACCGCUCCAUCGGAACAUUUAUUGCUUUUAAUGGUAUAGGAGAAACCCGAACGGAAGAAACAAAAAUGUCGGACAAAAAUGUUUGGCUUCCUUAGAAACAGAUAUCCUUCAUUUCACCUGUAAUCUAGAUAUGUAAUGACAGUAACCAUAUUGGAGGAAUAAAGGAAGCUUCAAUUGCAGAGUUGUCUUUCUUCUGCUUCAUCGCUGAAGAUGUCAAAGGGGACGAAGAUCCCUGGCUAUAUGCAGGGAAAGGGAAGAAAUCCAAGAGGAAUUAUUGGAGAUCGAGAAAUUCGGUACAAAUGCUCCUUGCAGAACACGAUUCUAGACGUGCUUCGUGGACGUCCGGGGUGGCAGGAAGUCCCUGGUCAAAAUAAUGUACAACAAAAUGUACAGGCUAACACAAAACAGCAGGGAGCCAUCCCACAGUCUUCAAAAUCAGGUCAACAAUCCACUGGUCAGCCACCAUCAAACACUGGCAAAGCAGGAUCAGGUACAACUACUACCCAAGGAACGACCUUUGGAAACAAGGCCAGUGUAAGAAUUUCCCAAGGUCCAGCCACACAAACCACAGUGCCCACAAGAAUAGGUUUUCAAAGCAUCCCUCCUAUUACACGGAACAGUGAUGGAGACUGGGACUUCUAUUGGUGUGAUAGGGAGUGGCUUCAUCAAAACUACGACACUAUGUUCCUCUACGAACACCAGAAAAUCCUACACUUCAGAAAUCACUAUGAGCUGACGCGCAAAAAUUUAAUGGUCAAGAAUCUCAAACGCUUGAAGAAACAAACUGAACGAGAGCAAGGCAAAGCCGAGGGACUGAGCUUCGAGUUCUUUCCAACAACUUAUGAGCUCCCCUCUGAGUAUCACAUAUUUGUCGAGGAGUUUAAGAAGAACCCAGGAAUCAUCUGGAUUAUGAAACCAGCGGCCAGAGCUCAAGGUCGAGGCAUCUUUCUGUUCAGGAGACUGAAGGACAUCACAGACUGGAAAAAGGGAGAGUACCAACCCCUGAGUGACCCUAACCGUGAUGCUCCAGAAACCUACGUGGUUCAGCGGUACAUAGAAAACCCCUACUUAAUUGGUGGCCGAAAGUUCGAUGUUCGAGUCUACGUGUUAGUUGUUUCCUAUAAUCCUCUCAAAGUGUGGCUGUACAGGAGCGGGUUUGCUAGAUUCUCCAAUACAAGGUUCUCUCUUGAUUCCAUUGAAGAUACAUAUGUUCAUUUGACAAACGUUGCAAUCCAGAAAAAUGCCCCAGACUAUGACCCUGACAAGGGAUGCAAGUGGUCCACCCAGCAACUACGAAAGUACCUCUCCGCUAAGCAUGGGGUCGAUGCUGUCAGAAAAGCUUACAAAGGGAUUGACAACAUUAUUAUCAAAUCAUUACAGAGUGUUCAAAAAAUCAUUAUCAACGAUAAACAUUGCUUUGAGAUGUAUGGUUAUGAUAUUUUGUUUGAUUCUGAUCUCAAACCUUGGUUAAUAGAGAUAAAUGCCUCGCCAUCACUCACUGCCAGUGGAAAAGAAGAUUAUGAAUUGAAGUUUGGACUUUUGAAUGACUUAUUAAACGUCCUUGACCUGGAGAAUCGUCUGACGGGUAAAGAAAAGCGGAUUGGAGGAUGGGACUUAUUGUGGGAGGACGGACCAAUUUUGGCAGACGACGGAAACAUGGAAUGUGUCCCGAACGGGAACACGACUACCAUACCAAACUCCUUCCUAGGUUGCCAUAACGACAGAAAGAGACAGUUACGGGAAUUGUAUAUGGCUGCUCAAUCGGUCAAGAAGACGUGACGAGGCAUGAGAAAAUGACUAUACAGUGGAUCUCAUUUCUGCGAGAGGACUUGUCAAAGUGUAAUAGGACUAUACUGAAAGCAAUUGCCUCCGAAUUCCGUUCGGUUUUUUUUGGACAGCUUUAAACAGUAUUUCACAUGCUUUGUCCAGUAUUACCGUAUAUCUUCCCAAGAAGCUGUCCAGAAGUUUUUUGUCUCGGCAUUAAACUUCCAAAUAUUGUACAUUGUUUUGAGAUUAAAAGACAUUUAAUACACCA
Ostrea edulis (European flat oyster) is the source of this 2089-nucleotide messenger RNA. RefSeq names its product probable tubulin polyglutamylase TTLL9. Lineage: Eukaryota; Metazoa; Mollusca; Bivalvia; Ostreida; Ostreidae. The coding region runs from base 265 to 1833 and encodes 522 amino acids. The transcript is spliced from 20 exons. Gene Ontology annotation, cellular component: cilium. The record is from RefSeq and is a predicted model, not a curated record. Gene Ontology annotation, biological process: microtubule cytoskeleton organization; protein polyglutamylation. Gene Ontology annotation, molecular function: tubulin binding; tubulin-glutamic acid ligase activity.